GAAUUAGAAAUGAGCGAGUCAUACGUGGUCGUGUCGUCUGAGGUGAAAGAGCUGCAAGACCGGAUGGCAGCUCUGGUGGCAGCAGAACAUUACGAGGAAGCAUGCGUGGUCCGCGACAGCCUAGCCAUGAUGGAGUUUCGGAAGCGUUUGUUAGAGAUUCAGGCCAAACCGCGCAUCAUGUACCGUGUGGGAGAUGUCAUCGUGCACCGCAGAUACGGCUAUCGCGGCGUUGUGUACGGUCACGAUCCUGAGUGCUCAGCCCCUUCCAGCUGGCAAGAUGCGAUGAAAGUGGACCUAUUGACACAUGGGAGAAGCCAGCCAUUCUACCACGUCUUGGUAGACACUCGAGAUAGAGCAGGAGGUGUCUCCACUUACGUCGCACAGGAAAAUCUCGUAGCCCAGAGUGAUGCUUCACCAGUCGUUCACCCCUGGAUUCCCAAG
Closterium sp. NIES-65 is the source of this 441-nucleotide messenger RNA. The record is from the annotation of a GenBank genome assembly. Lineage: Eukaryota; Viridiplantae; Streptophyta; Zygnematophyceae; Desmidiales; Closteriaceae.